Molecule: messenger RNA, 2092 nt
Organism: Limulus polyphemus (Atlantic horseshoe crab)
Lineage: Eukaryota; Metazoa; Arthropoda; Merostomata; Xiphosura; Limulidae
Product: serine/threonine-protein kinase pim-3-like
Exons: 6
Coding region: 140-1105 (321 amino acids)
Biological process (GO): negative regulation of apoptotic process; protein autophosphorylation
Cellular component (GO): cytoplasm
Molecular function (GO): protein serine/threonine kinase activity; ATP binding
Source: RefSeq, a predicted model, not a curated record
CAAUUCAUGCAACGUUGCCGUCGAAGUAACAUUGGUGGUGUACAACUCUUAUAAGUUAUAUAGCAAAAGUGUGCGGGAAAAAUUUAAAGGUAUCUUGUACACUUAGUACUGGUUAUACAGUGAUACUUUGAUACGAAGAAUGUUAGCCCGAAAGAUUUCCACAUUUUCUGGUGUUUUUUCUUCAGGAUGUGCACAUCAAAAUGAAAAGGAUAAGCAAGCACGCCAAGAACCGUUUGAAAAGGCAUAUCGUGUAGGUCCAGUCCUUGGCAAGGGUGGCUUUGGCACUGUCUAUGCGGGAACAAGAGUUCGGGAUAAUCUGUUGGUUGCCAUAAAACACGUUUCAAAAGAGAAAGUCACCGAAUGGGGACAGAUCGGAGGGAAUAGGGUACCAUUAGAGAUCUGUCUGCUACGAAAAGUCAACAAUUCAUCGGGAGUGAUUCGUCUGUUGGAUUGGUACGAACGCCCUGAUUCGUUCAUAAUCAUCAUGGAGCGUCCUGAACCAGUGAAGGAUUUGUUCGACUUCAUCACGGAGCGCGGUGUGUUGGAGGAAAAGUUAUCCCGUUUGUUUUUUCGGCAGGUUGUUGAAACUGUGAUAGCAUGCCACAAGGCUGGUGUUAUUCAUCGCGACAUUAAAGAUGAGAACAUUCUUGUUGAUAUGAAAACAUUCUCUUUGAAGUUGAUUGAUUUCGGGUCAGGAGCUUACAUGAAGGACACAGUCUACACAGAUUUUGAUGGAACCAGAGUUUACAGCCCACCCGAAUGGAUUCGUUAUAAUCGCUACCACGGUCGCAGCGCCACCGUGUGGUCUUUGGGAAUCCUACUGUACGACAUGGUGUGUGGCGAUAUUCCUUUCCAGCGUGAUGAUCAGAUUCUUAGAGCCGAUGUUUCUUUCCGACGUAGAUUAUCUGCAGAGUGCCAAGACCUGAUCAGGAAGUGCUUGUCAAUCCGUCCUAGUGACCGGAUUUCUCUGGAAGACAUCCUCGCUCAUCCUUGGAUGUCUGCCAAGCUUGAGAGUACCACCUCCGCCAAUAUUCCUGUGAGACGUAGCUCUGUUGACCAGCAUUCCGUGGACGUAGCGUCCACAAGCAGUGAAGAAAGUAUAUGAUGACCAGCAGAAUCGUAGUGGUAGUGUUGGUUCCUAGAACUGAAGUGACUGAGCUUGUUCAGGGUUGUUAUGGCGACAGAUAACACGCCCUUCAUUGUAAAUAACGACAUCUAUUUACCGACAUCGGUAAGAAUCUCGUUGCCUUUCCUGUCGUCUGGCCCAAGUGAGUCGUAGGUUCUGGCCGCAGCUUUGUCCAAAUGUUGGUCAGUUCCGGUGUUUGGAUAUAUUUACAAACAAUUGAGUCAUCGUUGACUACUGAACUGUGUACAGUUGUUCGUGUUGGGGGUUAACUUAUAUUCUGUAUUUAACCAUUUAAUGGCAUAUCAGGCACGAAGAGUGAAGAAGACACUAAAUAUGCUGUGUUUAUAGUCAUGUAUUUAUUUUUUAUGGCAAGACAGUGUUGAAGUAGGUAUACUUACUACAAUUAACGGGUAUCGGUUUUGUGCAAAGAUAUGCAUUUUGUGAGUUGCGAAACCAAAGGUGAGGGCUAGAAGUUUGGAUAACUUUUUUCCGGAUAUUGAUAUCCAGAGUGGAUUGAACUGUAUAUUAGAAUAUAAAAGUUACUUUAAUACACAUUAAUUGAAUUGGUUAUUUAUCAAAGUUUCAGAGUAGGGAAAGAAUAAAGUUAUAACGUGCCAAUUUUACUUGAGCCCUCAAGUAUUGAUUAGUCGGGAAAAUAUUUAAAUAGACGGUCAAGUCGCUAGAUAACGUAACGAGUGUAUUUAUAUUAUAAAUGUAUAUAAAUUGAAACCAUGAGCCAACUUUCAGUUCCUCACUGUUUGUAUAUAGGUUUCUUAUUUAUUGACAUCUGUAUACAGUAUGUAUUACAUCUUUAUAACUGUGAAGAGAUCCAACAUUUGAUCCGAAGGAACUGGCUUCCAUACGAGUAGUGUCCUGAAAUGUAUACAUAUUUAAGUCUGUCUAGGGGAAUCUUACAACAGAUUGUUUUCCCGAGAGUUACCACUCUCCUUGCAUGUAAAUAUAGUG